AUUGUAUAUAUCUGAAAAGUCAAACGUUUGACCUGGGUAACAUGUGGUCUUCUUUCUGAAAUUAGGGUUUCUCUGAACGGAACUGAACUUUGCCGUCGUCUGCCACAACUUUUUGUCUCGUCACGAUAUGGAGACCAACGGAGAUGGUGCUGACGUGUCUCGAAUCCUCAGAGAACUAGAAAGCUUAAAGGCUUCUAAGAGGGAAAUUGAGCAUCGAAUUUCCGUUCUCGAAGCUCAGCUUCAUCAGAAAGCAAACACCGUUAGUAACGGUUCUUGUGCUUCAAUGACCACCGUUGAUUCCAAUGGCUUAUCACCGGACAUGAUCUACCGUUACAGUCGCCACCUCUUGCUUCCUUCCUUUGGAGUUCAAGGGCAGUCGAAUCUGUUAAAAUCUUCAAUUCUAGUCGUUGGAGCUGGUGGUUUGGGCUCGCCAGCUCUUCUCUAUCUUGCAGCUUGUGGGGUUGGGCGAUUGGGUAUUGUGGAUCAUGAUGUAGUUGAGCUUAACAACAUGCACAGGCAGAUUAUCCACACUGAAGCAUAUAUUGGUCAGCCCAAAGUGAGAUCAGCUGCAGCUGCUUGUCGCUCGAUCAACUCCACUAUUCAGAUUGUUGAACACCAGGAAGCAUUGCGUACCUCAAAUGCUUUGGAGAUUUUGAGCAAAUAUGACAUAGUAGUAGAUGCAACUGAUAAUGCACCAAGCCGAUACAUGAUCAGUGAUUGUUGUGUGGUGUUGGGGAAGCCUCUUGUAUCUGGUGCUGCACUGGGAUUGGAAGGGCAGCUUACAGUUUACAACCACAAUGGAGGUCCAUGCUAUCGUUGCCUAUUUCCAACUCCACCUCCUACGACGGCAUGCCAAAGAUGUGCUGAUAAUGGAGUCUUAGGAGUAGUUCCAGGAAUUAUCGGCUGUCUCCAAGCUUUAGAGGCCAUUAAAAUUGCUAGUGCUAUCGGUGAACCACUCUCAGGAAGGAUGCUUCUAUUUGAUGCUUUGUCAGGACGAAUUCGUGUAGUAAAGAUUAGAGGCAGAUCAUUACAGUGCAAAGUUUGUGGAGAAAAUUCAGCAUUUACCAAAGAUGUAUUUAGAAAUUUUGAUUAUGAGAAGUUCACUCAAUCUCCUUUAUCCACGCUUCCCUUAAAGUUGAAUUUGCUUCCGGCAGAUUCCAGAAUAAGCAGCACGGAAUAUAAAGAAAAAGUCAUUAAAGGAGAGGCACAUGUAUUGGUGGAUGUACGGCCAGGACAUCACUUCGAGAUUGUUUCUCUUCCGAACUCUAUAAACAUCCCACUCACAAGUUUGGAGUCAAGACUACCUGAGGUUUCAUCAGCAUUGAAAGAAAAAGAAGAGCAGGAUGGAACUAAUCCUGGUUCCGGUGUUAGCCUAUACAUGGUAUGUAGAAGAGGCAACGAUUCACAGAGAGCUGUGCAGCUUCUCAAGACCAUGGGAUUCACUUCAGCUAAGGAUAUCAUUGGGGGGCUUGAGUCCUGGGCACGUGACGUGGAUCCGAACUUUCCUACGUAUUAGCAGGCAUUCUUGAGAGGCGUGUUUGUACCAUUAUUAAUUUGUCACCAUACUUAUUUGUUCCAUUUUGGUAUUGUUUCUGCGAAAAUUACAUGAAACCGGCCAUUGGAAUUAAAGAGUGUCCCAGUUGCUACCUUGAAGUAA
Mangifera indica (mango) is the source of this 1657-nucleotide messenger RNA. Its product is annotated as adenylyltransferase and sulfurtransferase MOCS3. Gene Ontology annotation, molecular function: thiosulfate-cyanide sulfurtransferase activity; adenylyltransferase activity; URM1 activating enzyme activity. The coding region runs from base 128 to 1516 and encodes 462 amino acids. The record is from RefSeq and is a predicted model, not a curated record. The transcript is spliced from 11 exons. Gene Ontology annotation, cellular component: cytosol; cytoplasm. Gene Ontology annotation, biological process: tRNA wobble position uridine thiolation. NCBI's taxonomy places the organism in Eukaryota, Viridiplantae, Streptophyta, Magnoliopsida, Sapindales, Anacardiaceae.